CUUCAACCAGUUCAGAAGCCGGAAGUGUAGUGAGAGUGAAGCUUCUCGCCAUAUUAGACAUUCUCUGGUCCUGCUUUACAUGUUAAAGAUGGCCGAGGUUGAUGAUGGGGAGCAGAAAACAACAGACAAAGAUGACUUGCGAGUGUUAAAGGAGCUGGUAGAUGAUCUUUACUCCUUUAGGGACCGUUACUUUGAGUCGCAUGGUGUUGAAGAUGCUGGAAGGAAACAGAAGGAUGUUGCUCAAGAAAUGGCAAAGACACUUAAGAGGCUGGAAGAAAAAGAAGAUUUGUACAAACACAGCGCUCAGUUCCUGCUGCAACGGGGUCGGUGUCUGAACGUGGCUCCGGGGUUCAGCCAGACUGCAGAGGAGUGUCUGUCCCGGGCUGUUAAACUGGAGCCAGGUUUGGUUGAGGGCUGGAACACACUGGGAGAGCAGUACUGGAAAAAAGGAGACCUGACAGCGGCCAAGACCUGCUUCACAGGUGCACUGCAGCAGAGGAAGAAUAAAGUGUCUCUGAGAAGCCUGUCCAUGGUGCUGCGACAGCUGCCACCGGAAGAAGAUGCACAGGAGCAGAGCAAACGCAUUCUGGAGAGCGUGGAGCUGGCCAGGCAGGCCGUGCAACUCGAUGUCACUGAUGGGACUUCGUGGUAUAUUUUAGGGAACGCGUACAUCUCCAUGUUUUUUACCAGUGGACAAAACCCACAGCUCUCUCAACAAGCCCUCAGUGCCUAUGCACAGGCUGAGAAAAUCGACAAAGCAUCCUCAAUGAAUCCUGACCUCCACUUCAACAGAGCUACGUUGUUCCAGUAUGAGGAGAUGUACAGUUCAGCUCUGGAUGGAUUCAGGCGUGCUGCAGCUCUGGAUCCUGGCUGGGAAGACGCUCGGGAGAGAGAAAAACAGCUGCUAAAUUACCUAGACCAGGUUAUAAUGUUAAUAGAGAAUAAGGGAAAAGUAAAAGCGCGGCGUCUUCGUAACAUGCUGUCCUCACUCAGUACCUCAGCUUUGGGCCCGUGCUCCUCCCCUCAGUUCCGGUCUCCCUCGGGCCGCGUGGGGAGCCUUGAACCCCGCAGCUUCUCCUCUCUCACUCAUGGCCACAACGGUGGGGUGGCAGCGCUAGGAAAAGUGGUCUUCAGCCUGGCCUCAGAGGGCCGUAUGGCCUUCACGUUUGGCAUGGUGGACAGUGAUGAGACCUGCUGUGUAGUCAUGGUGUAUAAUACAGCAGACAGCUGGGGUGUUUUAAUAGGGGAUACUGUAGUCAUUCCUGAACCACAGGUUAAACGGCACAGCGUAACGCAUAAAGAUAAGUCAUAUGACUUCCGAAGUAUACGUGUGGACUCUCCCUUGCUCCUUAUAGUCAAUGGGAAAAGACAGGUGAUGAAAAGCCAAAGUGCAGCCUUUGUUACUUACAAACCACAAAGCGAAUGAAAACCCAGAGAGAGGACGUACAGUGAGAUCAAUGAGGGUAGUGUUUUUCCAGUUUGUAUAUAUUCUGUUCUGUUCCUGUUUGUGAGGACAGGAAAACUCUUUGUACAUAUUUUUUUUUUCAUCAUUCAUUUUUUUAAUUUUCCUCUUGUUUGUUGAUGGGUAUUCACUGUUAAGAUUGUGCUGCAGUCUGUUUCAUAUUUGGGUUGUGAAAAUAAAAAAAAGAAAGAAAUCCCAGUCUUACUCUGAUCGAUUUGGCAGAUUCUACAGCUAAUAAACAUAAUUUACGUAGAGUUUUUCACAUAUUUUAAUUAUGAGUUAUUUUCCACAAUAAAGUCAUUUACAUUAGCGGAAACGUGUUGCGGGUAUUUACAGCAUAACACCUUCUUUAAACUGUGUAACAGCUUUAUCAAUAAAUAACCAACUUCAAAGAAAUAAACAGGAACAACUAUAUUUGGCAGUUCGAACUGAAAUCAGAAUUCAUAAGUGAAAGAAACAAGCAUCCUAGUGGAACUCAAGUCAAACUUAGUUUUUCUUGAUAAAAGAUUGGGCUCUGUCUCAGGUGGGUGUGCUGAACUGGAAGAAAGUUUUAGCGUUUUCUGGUCCCAGUGAGAAGAACCUGUCACCUUCUGGUGCCGGGAAUGAAGGACUGCUAUGCGGUGAGCGCUGUUUGACCAAACCUGAUGACAAUAAUUGCAAUGAUUUUUCAUAUUCUGUGCUUUACAACAGUUGAUCACAUCUGAACAAUUUCGUUCUCAGUGGGAUAAAGAACUCUUGACCUGAUUUUACUUAUGUAGGGUGAAAUAGACAAUUACAAUAAUUUGUUUAAAUAAGGAACCAUUAUACUUGUUUCUACCCAUUGCUUUUUUCCCCUGACCUGUAGUGAAAGGGUGGGAAAUGGGAUCUUUCUCUCCCUUUCCCAGAGUGUGCAUCCGUAGUGAGUCGAGAAGUCCCUGCAGCUUCUGAUAUUGCCUAUUUUGUUCAUUCAGUCGCUCCAAAACCUCAUUGUGUCUCCGCUUAUAUUCCUCCAGCACCUGGAGAAUGUAAAAGUUGAAUGUGAGGACACUGAGGGAUUGCAUGCUUCUGUGAAUAAAGUACUUGUACACACUUG
Messenger RNA from Cyprinus carpio (common carp), 2534 nucleotides. It is a transcript of the gene ttc5, whose product is annotated as tetratricopeptide repeat domain 5. NCBI's taxonomy places the organism in Eukaryota, Metazoa, Chordata, Actinopteri, Cypriniformes, Cyprinidae. Gene Ontology annotation, molecular function: protein binding. The record is from RefSeq and is a predicted model, not a curated record.